AAAGGUUUCCAAACUAUCUGAUGGGUCUGAAUCAGAAGAUGUACGAUCGCAAACCAGAAGAGAGGUGGAAGAGAAUGAGGAGCACAGAGUUGAAUGUAAGGACUGUGGGCUGAAGUUCACACAGUGGGAAACCUACGAGACUCACCUGCACCAGCACGCUCUGGAAGAGGAGGAAGCAGAGAUUGAAGACCACAUGGUAGCAGAACUAGUGCCAGAGAGAGAAGAUGCUGGAGAAAAUGGAGAUGAAAGCAUGAUUGGUAAUACAGCUGAGUGUGAUGAGAGCGAUUCAGCCCAAACAGGGACCUCAGACCCGAUUCAAAGCUUUGGAGUUUCCACCGCCUCAGUGAAGAAUGCACCUAGAAAAGAUUAUGUUUGCUCGAUCUGUGGAAAGAUUUACGCGUACCUGGUUUCUUUCAAAAAACACCAACAGCUGCACGAAAACGAGUCCUCUGCAUCAGCGAAACCUCCGGACGAGUCAAUUUUGCGCCAGUACGAGUGUCCAGAUUGUGGGAUGCUAUUCAUCAGACGAACACGGCUAAUCUCCCACCUGAGAGUUCACAGAGCAAGCAUUUCAUUAAAAUCAGCCCCUCACAGAUGUGAUACUUGUAACAAGGACUUUGCUUCUGCGGGGCUGUGGUUGGCUCACGCUGAGCUACAUAAACAGAAUCCAUUUUGGUGUUUGAGCUGCACUCGCGGCUUUAGAGAUGAAGCGUCACUAGACAAACACCUGCAAAAUCACUAUCACAGGCACGGGAGCCUCCGCACGUCUGCACAACCCACAAGUCACUUCAGCAACCAUGGCGGAGCUAAGCAGAGCUUCUCCAAUCCCGGAAAGGUAAUUUCGCAUCAAAAACAGCAUCGUACCAACUCUGUGAACCUGGGAGGUUUGAUUCAAAGAAGUGCUCUUCUCCCUUGUGUUGAAGAAGAGCCAGAAAUGAAUGCAGACUUAAAAGAACGACCAGAGGAGGAGGAAAGCACACAGAAAACAGGGCUACAAAGCCCAUGUGAGAAGAUCGAGGAUCGUGACAGAUCUGACAAGUCAGACUGUGGAGAACCGGUGUUUCACUUUAAGAUUUUGAGACAAGCUAACUUGGCUGAUCUAUCUGACGAGUCCAAAUCAGGAGAUGUACAGUCAAAAACAAGAAACGAGCCGGACGAGGCAGAGUCACAGGAAAGAAACGUGCACAGCGACCAUAAGUACUGGGAAUGGGAGUGCUUUGACUGUGAUAUGGGCUUUGAUGAUGUGGCAAAGCUGCACUCGCAUUAUAUAAAACAUGCAACUGGGGAGUUGCCUAUACUGUGGGAUAACACAGAAGGAUGAGGUGUCACUGAAGCAUUUGAUUUCUCAUCCCUGCUUCUGUUCAGAUUUUUUUAAGGACGUCACACAGCUGCUACAAAAAAACUUUUGCCCUUUUUUAAAACAAUUUUUUUACUUAUUCCUGAUUAAUUUAUUUUUAAAAAUCAUGCGUUACAGUACCCUAACAACAAAUAUCUACACCAAGGAGGCCUUUUUGAGGUAUAGCCUCAAUGUGCUAUGAGAUUAAACUUUUUAAGGCAUAUUUUCAGUACGUAAAAUCCAAGAGUCUGAGAAACAUUCUUGAAUUAAACAGGUCAAAGAAAAAAGGAAAACUUGAGUACAGCUGUCCACUCUGUGUUCCUUUAAUGUUUUCCUUAAAAAAAUAAAAUAAAAUAAAAUCCUGGGGAAUCCUUUCACUGCAGAUGUUGACACGGAGAGGAUUUUAUGAAUGUGCCAGUUGAGGACGUACAAGACAUCUGUCUCUGAAAUUAGACACACUGAUCUUCAUGUCUUCUUGCUCCUGUCACUUCAUUCUCUCCUCUCUCCAGAGUUUGUGAAAGGUCACAGGUCACUGUGAAAUGUGGAUUACACACUGUUGUAGGAAAUCUUCAGUUUUCUGUCGGUUUCCCACAUAAAAACUCUUGAACACUGUCUCACUCACUGCUGGGAUAUUUAUUGAAUUCCAGCCUUUCUGUCCAUCCGACUUUUAUCAAGUAAAUGGACAAUAUUCCUUCUCCCUCACCUCAAUUAUUCCAGUAUCCAGAAGUGUGCACAGAUAUUUUGUGUGAGAUGUUUUCCAAAUAAAAA
Messenger RNA from Pundamilia nyererei, 2104 nucleotides. RefSeq names its product zinc finger protein 135-like. NCBI's taxonomy places the organism in Eukaryota, Metazoa, Chordata, Actinopteri, Cichliformes, Cichlidae. The record is from RefSeq and is a predicted model, not a curated record. The coding region runs from base 194 to 1321 and encodes 375 amino acids. The transcript is spliced from 2 exons.